This is a messenger RNA of Corapipo altera (White-ruffed manakin), 931 nucleotides long. It is a transcript of the gene ASB15, whose product is annotated as ankyrin repeat and SOCS box containing 15. Gene Ontology annotation, cellular component: cytoplasm. The record is from RefSeq and is a predicted model, not a curated record. Gene Ontology annotation, molecular function: protein binding. Lineage: Eukaryota; Metazoa; Chordata; Aves; Passeriformes; Pipridae.
AUGAGGGAGAGCGAACCUGUGAACCUGACACGUGCUUUGGAGGAAACUGAUCAAAGAGGGUGGUUUCCACUGCACAAGGCUGCAGCUUGGCCAAUUCCACAAAUACUUGCAGUCAUUUUAGAUGCCUCUUAUGAAACAAUGUUGGAAUACAAAACAUGCAAUGGAGAAACAGCUUUAAGCUUCACAGCAAAAGGUUUUGUGGAAAAUGUGUGAGUGUUAGUGGAAAACUGUGUUUAUCCCAAUACCUCAAAUUACAAAGGAGAAACUCCACUUCUUAUUGCUACAAGAUGGGGCUCUUUUGAAAUGGUAUCCACUCUGAUUAAAUACAACUGUACUAUCCACCAACUGUGCAUGAAAUGUUGGUCAGCAAUGCAUGAAGAUGCCAAACAGAGAUGCAAAGACAUUGUUGAUCUUCUGAAGAAUGGUGGAAAUGUGAACAUUAAGGGUGAAUAUUGAGCAACACCAUUAGGUGUUGCUGAUGAAUAUGGUCAAUGUGAUGUGCUGGAGCAUCUUAAUCGUAAAUGUGGAGAUGUCCAGGCCUUAGCAGAUGAUCAUGCAUCAGUACUGUUUAAAGUAGCUGGAGGAGGUAAUCCAGACUCCAUAGCCCUUCUUUUGGAAUACAGAGGAAGGGGUAAUUAUUUUUCAUUAGCAUGCAGAGGAACUGGUUUUUAUAAUCCUUUCUUUUUGAAACAUCUGUGUCUGAAAAUAUGUAAACUCAUGUGCUUAAAGAGACUCCAGAAACUGUCAUCCAUGAAGAAAUUUCCACUUCCACCAGUUCUCAAGAACUUAAUUCUAUAUAAAAAAUAUGAUCUGUAUGGAAAAGGGAUGUAUUUAGAAUAGUUUUUAAAAAUAACUGUAUACAGUCUGUAAUUUGACUAAUUUCUUCAUUUUUUUAACGAACUGGAGAACUGUUUGAUGUUUCAUAUACCUU